Capronia epimyces CBS 606.96 is the source of this 1299-nucleotide messenger RNA. RefSeq lists its product as uncharacterized. Bases 1 to 1299 code for a protein of 432 amino acids. The transcript is spliced from 2 exons. NCBI's taxonomy places the organism in Eukaryota, Fungi, Ascomycota, Eurotiomycetes, Chaetothyriales, Herpotrichiellaceae. The record is from RefSeq and is a predicted model, not a curated record.
AUGGGCCUCCCUCCUACGAAGCCCAAAUCAGUGCCGGCGCCGGUCCCGGACAAGCACAACCUCAGAGCCUCGACAACUCUCCCUCCCACCCCCCCUCGGCACCACGCAUGGCUACGGCUAUCGCUGCAAAUCGCCGCCUACCUGGCCUGUUCGACUGCGGCCUACUACGGCAUGUGGAUUCGACCGGCCCGCUACUACGGGCUAGGCGGGCAUUUCGCCAGCACGUUGACCAGCGGCAAAUUCCCCGACCAUCCUGACGCCUUUUCCCUCAAGAGACGGUACAUUGGUGUGGCAUUUGUCGACGAUACCUUGACCUUCCUCGACGUGGCGUUCAUGCCGGGUAUUGCGCGAUGGCACAGCGCGUUUGGCUUCUUGCAGCUGUACUUCCUGGGAGGACUGUUGCAGCCUAUUGCCAUUUGGGCCGUCGAAUCGGUGAGGAGACGCAAUGAGAUGGCCUUGAUUAGUUUCAUCGGCGUCUGGUCGUACAUCUAUCAAACCAACGGCAUCGCCGUCAUCAUGCCCCUAUAUUUCAUCGCCUACACCUACCUCUCCAACGGCGAAUCCUACUGGGGGCCGCCGCCUUCCCUUUCCAGCGAGGUGCCCCUGAAAUACGCCAAAGUCCUACUCCCCGCCAUCCUCCUGGGCUACGCGCUCCCCACGCUCCUGAUGUUCUGGCCGUUCUGGACCGAUCCCGAUACCGUGCAGAACCUGACGGCAUUUUGGCAGCCGAGCCCCUGCUACGUUCAGGUACUGUUGGUGGUGUUGGGGGGUGGGUAUGACUUGAAGAAUAUCUAUCAGCAACACCAACAAAAAUCUUCCCCUUCCACCGGCGCAAACUCGACCUCCCUCAACAGAGCGAAAGACAACCCAGGAGAGAAAGACUCGGCAUACCCGUACCUCAAGGCCGUCUAUAGCUGCACGUUCGUCGUCGGACUCGUGCUUCACGUCUCCUGCAUCGCCUACUUGACUCUCGUCUCGCCCGAUCCCGAAUUGACGCUGAAAUCCGUCUUCUGGCCCGACUGGUCGGCGACCCCGAAGCCACACGGGGAAGGGCUGAGGAAUAUGUGGCUGGUGGACUUUUACGUCUUCGAUGUCGCCUGUGUCAUCUGGUGCUGCUUUGCUGUCUGGGAUUUGAAGAGCGUGGGCCGAUUGACGCCUGGAGAAGAGAGCUUCGGCGUCGCCAGAGCGUCGCUGCUCAUCCUGUUGGCGCAGUUGGUGGUCGGUCCUGGCGCGGCCAUGAGCGCCGUGUGGUACUGGAGGGAGAUCGCUCUUUCGAGGACUUUGGUUCGGAGAAAGUAA